AUGGAGGUGUUCACUAAAAAACGCGAUGAAAACCUGGACGAACCGCCGGUGAUUCCAGUCAAGCCAACUACUGGCUCAGCUCCCCGUCAACCGCCACUCCUGGAAAACUCGUCAGACUAUACAGUGUGGAAGUUCAAAGUCACAGCAUAUCUUCGUAAAGUUCCAGCUUCGGAACAAUUCGAUUAUCUGGUGUCCUACCUCAGAGACGAAGCUACCAAGAGAGCUAUGGUCAACGGGUUUGCGGCGGACAAUACUCUCGCUCAGAACUGGAAGAUUCUCGACGGUUGUUUUUCGACGCAGGUGGAUCCCCAACAAGCAGCCAUCCGAUUUUUGUCACGACAUCAAACACCCGGCGAGAAUCCAAUGGAUUAUUUUAAUUCUUUGCAAAAGAUGGCUGUGCAAGCGUUCCCUUGUCUUGAUGCCACUGGAAGAGAUGAAUUGAUCAAGUCUCGGUUCGUGGAAGGGUUACUAUCCAGUUCCUUAAAGGAACACUUCCUACUGAACCCUCCAACAGAUAUAAAUUCCUUAAAAAAAACUACAUUCCGGUUCAUGGCAGCCUAG
Molecule: messenger RNA, 561 nt
Organism: Schistosoma rodhaini
Lineage: Eukaryota; Metazoa; Platyhelminthes; Trematoda; Strigeidida; Schistosomatidae
Source: the annotation of a GenBank genome assembly